Messenger RNA from Suncus etruscus (white-toothed pygmy shrew), 984 nucleotides. Its product is annotated as olfactory receptor 10R2-like. Gene Ontology annotation, biological process: G protein-coupled receptor signaling pathway. The coding region runs from base 1 to 984 and encodes 327 amino acids. The transcript is spliced from 2 exons. The record is from RefSeq and is a predicted model, not a curated record. Gene Ontology annotation, molecular function: G protein-coupled receptor activity; olfactory receptor activity. Gene Ontology annotation, cellular component: membrane. Lineage: Eukaryota; Metazoa; Chordata; Mammalia; Eulipotyphla; Soricidae.
AUGGCGUAUAUUAGUGUCAAACUAUGGGAGCCAACUAACCAAGUUAACUUCUCCUUAGUCACAGAGUUCCUAUUGCUGGGAUUCUCCAACCUUGGAGAUAUCCAGCUCACCCUAUUUGCUGUUUUUCUGUGCCUGUAUCUGAUCAUCCUGAGUGGGAAUGUCAUUAUUGUCACUGUCAUUCAUCUGGACCGCAGCCUUCACACACCUAUGUACUUCUUCCUUGGGAUCCUCUCCAUUUCAGAGACAUGCUACACCUUUGUCAUUCUGCCCAAGAUGCUCAUCAACCUAUUGUCUCUGCUCAGAACCAUCUCAUAUGGUAAUUGUGCUCUUCAAAUGUUCUUCUUCUUGGGGUUUGCUGUCACUAACUGUCUGCUCUUGGGAGUAAUGGGUUAUGAUCGUUAUGCAGCCAUCUGCCAUCCACUUCGCUACCCCAUUCUCAUGAGCUGGAAGAUGUGUGCCAAACUGGCAGCUACUUGUGCUAUUAUUGGCUUUCUGUUCUCACUCACAGGAUCCCUCUUAGUCUUCACCCUCCCUUUCUGUGGUCCCAACAAAAUCAACCACUAUUUCUGUGAUAUCUCCCCUGUCAUUCGUCUUGCCUGUGCAGAAACCUACAUCAAUGAACUGGUAAUCUUCAUUGGUGGAGUCCUUGCACUUAUGGUGCCCAUGAUUUUUAUCUUCAUCUCUUACGGCUUCAUUGUUAGCACCAUCUUGAAGAUCCCAUCAACAGAAGGCAAGAGAAAAGCCUUCUCCACCUGUGCAUCUCACCUUACUGUAGUUAUUAUCCACUAUGGCUGUGCUUCUUCAGUCUACCUAAGACCUUCAUCCAAGCACUCUUCUGGCAAAGACAGGCUGGUGACAGUGACCUACACAGUGGUCACUCCACUUUUGAACCCCAUGGUGUACAGCCUCAGGAACAAGGAUGUGCAGAUGGCUAUUCGCAAAGUGAUUGGCAGAGGACGAUUUUGCCCGAAAGGUCUAGAAUGA